This is a messenger RNA of Pelagomonas calceolata, 1452 nucleotides long. The record is from the annotation of a GenBank genome assembly. NCBI's taxonomy places the organism in Eukaryota, Pelagophyceae, Pelagomonadales, Pelagomonadaceae.
CGUCGGGCAGCCCAACAAUGCACGCAUUCGCCUUUAUUUGCCUCGCAGCUGCGGCCCCCCAUGCGUGGGGCCUGCUGGACGCCCGCGCGAGGCGGCGGGGCAGGGAGGCGGGCAAGAAUCGGCGGCUGAGCGACGAUUUUUCGGAGCGUGUGAAGAUGGCAGCCAGCGACGCCGCGGCGGGCGACAAGUUCGGAUACUCCGUGGCCAUCGACGGCGACACCGUCGUGAUCGGAGCCCCGUACGCUGGCUCCUGGUCGGGCUCAGUCUACGUCCUACGAGCGAGCGACGGCGCCGAGCUGGCCAAGCUGACGGCCAGCGACGCCGCGGCGGGCGACUUAUUUGGCAGCUCCGUGGCGAUCGACGGCAGCACUAUCGUUGUCGGGGCCACCAACGACGACGACGCCGGCUCCAACUCGGGCUCGGUCUACGUCUUCGAAAAGAGCACCUGGGGCACGUACGACCAGGUGGCCAAGCUGACGGCCAGCGACGCCGCGGCGAACGACUUAUUUGGCAGCUCCGUGGCGAUUGACGGCGCCACAAUCGUGAUUGGGGCAUCCAGUGCUGGCACCGGUGGCGCAGUCUACGUCUUCCGCACGACCGACGGCGGCGCCACGUACGUCGAGGUGGCCAAGCUGACGGCCGACGACGCCGCGGCGAUCGACCAGUUCGGCAUCUCCGUGGCCAUCGCUGGCGACACCAUCGUGGUCGGGGUCGACGGCGAUGACGACGGCGGCUCCGCCUCGGGCUCGGCCUACGUCUUCCGCACGACCGACGGCGCCACGUACGUCGAGGUGGCCAAGCUGACGGCCGACGACGCCGCGUCGAUCGACCAGUUCGGCGGCUCCGUGGCGAUCGACGGCAACACCAUCGUGGUCGGGGCCGACCAAUACUACAGCAGCGGCUCGGGCUCAGCCUACGUCUUCCUCACGACCGACGACGGCACCACGUACGUCGAGGUGGCCAAGCUGACGGCAAGCGACGCCGCGUCGAACGACUACUUCGGCCGCUCCGUGGCGAUCGACGGCAACACCAUCGUGGUCGGGGCCGACGGCGAUGACGACGCCGGCUCCAAAUCGGGCUCGGCUUACGUCUUCCGCACGAGCGACAGCGGCGCCUCGUACGACCAGGUGGCCAAGCUGACGGCUGCUGACGCCGCGGCGAGCGACCAGUUCGGCGGCUCCGUGGCGAUCGCCGGCGGCACCAUCGUGGUCGGGGCCUACGGCGACGACGACGCCGGCACCUACUCGAACUCGGGCUCGGUCUACGUCUUCGAGGACGAGUCGAGUUGGUGGGACUAUUUUUCUUCCGAUGCUGCUGCGACGAGGAGGCUCCCCUCCGCCACGAUCCUCACCGCCGCCGCGGCCGUGCUUGCCGCCAUCCUCGCUUAGCCGGCCCCGCGUCGGAAGCCGCCCCGCCUGCAACCAGUGCCAACGGCGUAAUUAAUAAUUAACA